AUGGGUUGUUUAGUUUCGACGCCUGAGGAGGUGGAUAAGGGAGCCAUUCAGCGUAGCGCACGCAUAGACCGGGGUCUUAAGAAUGACAAGAAGACACUGGACCGGACGAUCAAAAUUCUGCUAUUAGGAGCGGGAGAGUCGGGCAAGUCCACCAUUAUCAAGCAGAUGCGAAUCAUUCAUAGCCGGGGCUUUCCCGAGGAAGAGCGUCACCAAACCCGUGCGAUUAUUUACUCGAACCUUCUCAUUGCCUUCAAAGUCUUGUUGGAUAUCAUGAAUGCCGAAGAGAUUGAUUUUGAGAAUGAAGAAAAGACCAGACCAUGUGCGGAACUAUUAGACAAGACCGACCCAGAUGUAGGGUCUGACGAAGCUUUCUCAAAUCUCGAGGUUCGCGAUGCGAUGAGAGUCAUGUGGAACGAUGAAGGCGUUAAGAAGGCGGUUGCACGAGGUCAUGAAUUUGCUCUUCAUGACAACUUGUACUAUUUCUACGAAUCUCUCGACCGCAUUUUCGCUCCGGGUUGGCUCCCUGACAACCAGGACAUGCUGCAGGCUCGACUUCGGACGACAGGUAUUACGGAAACUCUGUUUGAACUCGGACAAAUGAACUUCCGCAUGAUGGAUGUUGGAGGACAGCGAUCAGAGCGGAAAAAAUGGAUCCAUUGCUUUGAAGGUGUCCAAUGCCUGUUGUUCAUGGUUGCCUUGUCUGGAUAUGAUCAAUGUCUGGUUGAAGAUCAGAACGCUAAUCAAAUGCACGAGGCCAUGAUGUUAUUCGAAUCACUAGUCAACGGUGAAUGGUUCAAACGUAAACCAAUCAUCCUCUUCCUCAACAAGAUCGAUCUCUUCAAGGGGAAACUUGCCAUCUCCCCUAUCUCGAAACACUUCCCCGAUUAUGCUGGCUCCAGCACCGAUUAUGAUUCCGCAGCACAAUACUUUGCAGAUCGGUUCCGAGGCAUCAACCGAAUUCCAGACCGCGAGAUUUAUAUUCAUUACACCAACGCAACUGAUACAACGCUGCUUAAGGCGACCAUGGAUUCAGUGCAGGACAUGAUCAUCCAGAAGAAUUUGCAUACCUUGAUUUUAUAA
Penicillium bovifimosum is the source of this 1080-nucleotide messenger RNA. RefSeq names its product guanine nucleotide-binding protein subunit alpha. The transcript has 5 exons. The coding region runs from base 1 to 1080 and encodes 359 amino acids. Gene Ontology annotation, biological process: G protein-coupled receptor signaling pathway. The record is from RefSeq and is a predicted model, not a curated record. NCBI's taxonomy places the organism in Eukaryota, Fungi, Ascomycota, Eurotiomycetes, Eurotiales, Aspergillaceae. Gene Ontology annotation, cellular component: heterotrimeric G-protein complex. Gene Ontology annotation, molecular function: GTPase activity; G protein-coupled receptor binding; G-protein beta/gamma-subunit complex binding.